CGAUGUGAUGGCUUUUCUGUGUCUGUGUUACAUGGUAGCAGUGAUCUUGAAAUGGGUUGUGUUGUAUCAUCAUCAGUCAAGGUUAACCCGAGGCUCCAAGCACAUCCGCCGACUUGUCAGCUCCUGUGAGGGACUGCUGCGUAUCACUGCCCGAUCUCUACGACUUGUCCAGGAAGCAGAGCUUGUGGCCCGGGGAUUUACCCUGGUGAGUCAGCAGACACCAGUAAGCAGACUAGAACAGAAUAGUCUCCACAGCACACAACGACAAUGUCCACAGCUGCGUGCUUUGCUCUUCCUUGUUUCAAGGAAGGCCAUGCUUUUAGCUAAAGAUAAGACCAUGGCCCUUAUCAACUGGUAUCUUUUUAUCACACUGUUAGUCACACAGUUUUUACUCUUAUUGUUCAGCUGUUAAGGAAACCAUAA
Ylistrum balloti is the source of this 423-nucleotide messenger RNA. RefSeq lists its product as uncharacterized. The coding region runs from base 8 to 412 and encodes 134 amino acids. NCBI's taxonomy places the organism in Eukaryota, Metazoa, Mollusca, Bivalvia, Pectinida, Pectinidae. The record is from RefSeq and is a predicted model, not a curated record. Gene Ontology annotation, molecular function: myosin binding. The transcript has 2 exons. Gene Ontology annotation, biological process: cell-cell adhesion. Gene Ontology annotation, cellular component: plasma membrane.